CCGAGUGUUACAUUACACAUGCUGUCAGGCCGACAGUUCACUACUACUAGUGCACUGGCAAAAGGGCAUUGUUGUGCCAAUGAAAGACCGUGCGUUUAAAAAAUUAAAUUUAUUUCCCAAAACUGUUAACUGCUGCAGACAGAUUUUCUGGCAAUCUUUCAAUGCCAAUUUUUGGUUUUGGAGGAUCUGGUGAGUUGGGUAACGUGAGUCAUGAGAUCGAGAGCAGUCCUCUGAACUGGAACACUAUAAAACUGUCAUGGAUGCUUUGCAUGCAGUAGGAAAAAAAGCUGGAGCACACCUGCUAUUACGAUCGCUGGGAGCCUCAACGCUUUGUAGGAGUAAGGCUGGUGCCGCGCCUCUCUUGCUAUCACAGCAGAGACGUCAUUAUGCCGAUCCUGGAAAGUAUAUCCAGGUUGAAAGAGACAUUGUCUGUGAAGAUAUUGCCAUCGUGAAGAUGAACAAGAAACCAGUGAACAGCAUGUGUGGAGACUUCAUGAGAGAGUUGAGCGUCACACUGGAGAAACUGCGAAAUAACGAGACCUACCGAGGUGCCAUUCUUACAUCUGCUAAGCCUGGUAUUUUCUCGGCAGGCCUUGACAUCAAUGAGAUGUACCAGAGGUCAACUGACCACAUCAGCGUGUUCUGGAGAACGAUUCACGAAUUCUGGCUCGGGCUGUAUGGAACGGAUCUGGCAAUGGUUGCCGCCAUUAAUGGCCAUGCCCCUGCCGGUGGGUGUCUGAUGGCACUGAGCUGUGAUUACAGGAUCAUGUCACAGGGUGACUACAUAAUAGGACUCAAUGAAACGCAAUUGGGCAUCUUACCACCGUUCUGGUUACAAGAGUUGAUGGCCCGAGCCUGUGGAGAUAGAGAGGCAGAGAUGGGAUUGCAACUGGGCACACUGUACACCCCAGAGGAAGCAUUGAAGAUUGGCCUAGUGGAUGAGGUUGCACCGUUGGACAGCGUUGUCGACAGGGCUCGGGAGCAAGUUAUCAAAUGGCUGAAAAUACCAGAUUAUGCAAGGGUCGUCACCAAGGGUAUGCAGAGGGGACCGCUCCUGAAGAAACUCCAGGCAUCACAGGAAGAAGAAGUCGCAUUCAAUGCCGAGUUCAUCCACAGGGAGUCCACCCAAGACGUCAUUGAGAAGUAUCUGAUGAGCCUGAAGAAAAAGAAGAAGAAAGUUGACGGGCAGUAGCAGUGACGGCAUGGACCUGUUGAUGAACGCUUGCUGGGUUGUUGCUGUUGUUAAAUCGCUGAUGACUUUUCAACUCUCAGAUGGCACAAGGACGAUAUUGAUAUGAAGUUAACUGUUAUCUUCACUACUACCUUGAAGGGUAAGCGCCGUGUGUGGCCCAGAUUGAUGGCGUCCAGCUGCUGACUUCAAGUUGGUGCCUUGGAAACCAUCCUAGAUGGAAGUGUGGUUUUCAAUGUACAAAAAUCACCCUGGGCACAAACGGAGGCCAAGGUUGAAAGGACAUGCCACCCUCUAGCCCGGUGUUUUCAACAGUUCUGUGCAAAUGCCUAGCACCUGGGCCUGCAGUGUGGAGAGAUUUUACAUUAUUGCGAGCAGAAAUAUACGUAAAUCAGUAAAAUCGUGAACGGCAAUCUCAACAUGAGAUUGCAGAGUUUAUUGAAACCUAUAUAGUUUAUAUUAAUAGUUUUUAAGGUUAUUAUAAAAAAAGAAGGCCUGGCUUGGCAAUCAUGACCAGCUCAUUACAAUGUUAAUGUACAAAAUUAAAAUCUGCAGGGACACUAUUUUUUCGGUUUUCAAGUUUAAGUUAUUAUACCAACUACAUUUUAAAGUAUUGGCUUGAGAAACAACUUUUUGUUAAGAAGGUUGUUAGUGUAAAGGGACAGGGAGUCAAGAAAUAAUAAUUACAUUGACAAAUUGAUUGAGAUAAUUUUUAUAUUUGAAAUACACAUGAAAUUAACUGUACUCUUGUCCAUUUAUCAAUUGCACUUGAGGGAAAAGGACUUUCUAUUCUUUAAUAAAUGCAAGAUUUUAAAACCCGA
Messenger RNA from Acanthaster planci (crown-of-thorns starfish), 2010 nucleotides. RefSeq names its product enoyl-CoA delta isomerase 1, mitochondrial-like. The record is from RefSeq and is a predicted model, not a curated record. Lineage: Eukaryota; Metazoa; Echinodermata; Asteroidea; Valvatida; Acanthasteridae. Gene Ontology annotation, cellular component: mitochondrion. Gene Ontology annotation, biological process: fatty acid beta-oxidation. Gene Ontology annotation, molecular function: delta(3)-delta(2)-enoyl-CoA isomerase activity.